Molecule: messenger RNA, 1471 nt
Organism: Medicago truncatula (barrel medic)
Lineage: Eukaryota; Viridiplantae; Streptophyta; Magnoliopsida; Fabales; Fabaceae
Product: probable protein kinase At2g41970
Exons: 8
Coding region: 164-1282 (372 amino acids)
Biological process (GO): protein phosphorylation
Molecular function (GO): protein tyrosine kinase activity; ATP binding
Source: RefSeq, a predicted model, not a curated record
UCCAAAACGUGCUUAAUUUGAUUUGCAAAAUAACGUUAGAAGAAGAAGAACACAUUAAUUAAUUUGUUCUUCUUCUUCCUCCUCCUUUAAUUCAUAUUCUUGCAUUCAAAUUUCUGUCUUUCUUCAGAAACAGACUAGUGAUUCUAUCAUAAAACCUGGAGCUAUGUUGUGCUGUGGAGGUGCAGACGAGGAUUUGACCACUUUAGCUGCAAAUCAUUACAGUUCAGCAGCUAUAGGGGCUAACGCGUAUGGUGGUGGUCGUGGUGGCGGAGGAGGCGGCGAUAGAGGAGAGCCAAGGAGCAAUAUUAUCAAGAGUGGUGGUCCGCAGAAAGCAUUAGAAAUUGAGACACCCGAAAUUAAGUUGAGCGAGUUAAAGCGGUUAACAGAUAACUUUGGUACAAAAGCACUUAUUGGAGAAGGUUCCAAUGGGAGGGUUUUCCACGCAAAGUUGAGUACUGGGGAGGAGGCUGCAAUUAAGAAGCUGGAUACCGGUUCUUCACCGGAUCCUGACUCCGAUUCCGAUUUUGAAGCACAGUUAGCAAUUGUUUCAAGACUGAAGAAUGAACACUUUGUGGGGUUGAUGGGAUAUUCUCUUGAGGCAAAUAACAGAAUUUUGGUUUACCAAUAUGCAAGUCUUGGUUCGUUGCACGACACAUUGCACGGAAGAAAAGGAGUUCAGGGGGCUGAACCUGGUAUAAUUUUGAGUUGGAACCAAAGAGUAAAAGUUGCAUUUGGUGCAGCAAAAGGACUUGAGUUUCUUCAUGAGAAAGUUCAACCUUCAAUAGUUCAUAGAGAUGUUAGAUCCACCAAUGUUUUGCUGUUCAAUGAUUAUGAGGCUAAGAUUGCAGAUUUCAACUUGACAAAUCAGUCUUCUGACUCGGCAGCUCGACUACAUUCAACAAGAGUCUUGGGAACAUUUGGCUAUCAUGCUCCAGAGUAUGCUAUGACAGGGCAAAUAAACCAAAAAAGUGAUGUUUAUAGUUUUGGAGUUGUCCUUUUAGAACUCUUGACAGGAAGAAAGCCAGUGGACCAUACAAUGCCUAAAGGGCAACAAAGUCUUGUAACUUGGGCAACUCCAAGACUAAGUGAAGACAAAGUGAAGCAAUGUGUGGAUCCUAAACUAAACAAUGACUAUCCCCCAAAAGCGAUUGCUAAGUUGGCAGCAGUUGCAGCACUUUGUGUUCAGUAUGAAGCUGAUUUUAGGCCAAACAUGACAAUUGUUGUCAAAGCUCUCCAGCCACUUCUCAAUUCGAAACCGGCUGGACCUGACUCUCGUGCUUGACAUUCUGACCAUACCCUAUUUGAGAAUGAAGGGUUAAUCAAGUUUUAGGGCGAUUAAUUAGUAACACAGUGAAGUUGUUCUUAAUUUUUUUGUUCUAGAGAUUGUACUAAGCCAAGUUGAUUCAGGCUUCUUGAUAUCCUGUGUAAUCGGAAAAAUAUUGUGUGUAUAAUGGAUGAACUAGCUAGACCA